AUGCCUCAAAGAAAUAUUCUAUUGAUGAUCGCCGAUGAUCUCGGCAAGCAACUGGGCUGCUACGGAAACAGCAAGAUCCAAACGCCGCAUCUAGAUCAGUUGGCUGCAGAAGGCACUAGAUUUGAUCAAGCUUUUACAAGUACUGCAUCGUGCAGUGCUAGUCGGUCGGUCAUCUAUACUGGCCUCCAUACUCAUCAAAAUGGACAAUAUGGACUCCAUAAUGGGCGCCAUCAUUUCACCACGCACGACCAUGUGGAAACUGCUCCUGCAUUGUUCUCUCAACACGGAUACACCACUGGGCUCAUUGGCAAGGUGCAUGUUGGGCCAUCUUGCGUGUAUCCUUGGGAUAUGAAAGCCGAGAGUGACAGUCGUGACGUUGCCUCUGUCGCCGAUCAAGCUACUACAUUCUUUGAGAGCUCCAAGUCAACUGAAAAGCCCUUUUUCUUGACUAUCGGAUUUAUCGAUCCGCACCGUGAUCUCUCACGCUCGGGAUUCGGUAAUGAUGGCGAAUAUGAUCCUCGAGUGAAGAAUAUUGACUACAAGCCGGAAGACGUCGAGAUCCCGCCCUUCAUUAAUGACCUACCUAAAGUUCGAUGUGAAUUUGCAGAAUACUACAAGUCCAUUUCUCGACUCGACCAAGGUAUCGGCAUGGUCUUGGAAGGGCUGAAAAAAACCGGCCUAAGUGACGAUACACUCAUUCUCUUCGUGAGCGACAACGGCCCCCCAUUCAUCAACUCCAAAACGACUCUAUACGACGCCGGAGUCUGCCUACCCAUGAUAAUGAAGUGCCCCGGAUCCUCCGCUGGUGUAGCAAACCCCAACCUCAUAUCCUAUGUCGACAUUCUGCCUACACUUCUUGACUGGGCCCAGCACCCGAAUCCCUCGCAUCCAACCCGUCUCGGGCGUUCAUUUCUUCCCAUCCUGGCAGAGCAAUCCCAACUCGAGACAUGGAGCGAAGUAUUCGGCUCACACACAUUCCAUGAAAUAACAAACUACUGGCCUACCCGAUUCAUGCGUAAUCGCCGCUACAAAUACCACCGCAACAUCGCCUGGAGACUGGAUUUUCCUUUCGCGGCUGAUAUUUACGGCUCGUUGACUUGGGAGGAGAUCCGCAACUCCGACGCAAGUCCGAAGAUGAUCGGUCCUCGUCCACUCAAAGAUUACUUUUUCCGCCCGGCGGAGGAGCUGUAUGAUAUUCAGGCCGAUGCGGAUGAAGUACGUAAUCUUGCGAAGGAUCCGGAGUACGCUCAUGUUCUGGAGGAAAUGCGCAUUGCCAUAGAGAAAUGGCAGGGUCUGAGUGAGGAUGCUUGGCUCUAUCGUGAUGGAGUCUCUAUGCUUUUGGUUCGGCACCAUAUUGAUGCUGGCUUGGAGGUUCCUGAUCGUUGGGAUUUUGAUACUGAUGUGCCGGAGAGCAAAGGUCAGCCCAAAUUCGCUUCUAACUUUGCUUGGGGGGCUUAG
Molecule: messenger RNA, 1458 nt
Organism: Penicillium odoratum
Lineage: Eukaryota; Fungi; Ascomycota; Eurotiomycetes; Eurotiales; Aspergillaceae
Product: sulfatase family protein
Exons: 1
Coding region: 1-1458 (485 amino acids)
Molecular function (GO): arylsulfatase activity
Source: RefSeq, a predicted model, not a curated record